CCUUUCUCUUUCGUUCGGCGCACAAUUCACGCUUUAUCCUCGUUUCGUAGUUGGAACCAGUAUUGCGUGUCGGUUCAUUCGGCUCACUUUUCAUAUCGCAGCGACACCGUCCAUGAUUUGGGUAAUUCGUUUCGCUUAACGGACACACACCGAAAAAGAUGAUCGCAUUCUGUGACGGUAGAUCCACAAGUGCGUUAUAAAUGUCAGUUUGACAACGAUAAUAACCUAGUUUGCGCGAUGUUUUCAUUGAGAACUAUGGAAACAGAGUCGCGAUGGAAAUUAAACUUGGUUUUAUUAAUUAUUGACGUUUUCGGUCAAGUCGUGGGAGAUGUGGCAUCUUCGAAAGUAUGUAAUCAUGCAUAUCCGAAACAUGACGAAGUUAUGCACACGAAAAUCGAGCCUUUUCAUGUAAUGAGGAAAAGGAGCGCAGAUCAACCUUUAAGAAUUCUGUUGAGGUAUGACGACAGUGUUCACAGGCUGGACGACGAAAGGUUUUUGUUGAUAAACAAUACGAUUUUACCUGAAGCUGUGCAGUUUUGGGAGAAGGCCCUGAAUGUUCGAAGGGUUGAGAAUGUAAUCAGAUUGACUAGGAAGUGCCAAGAUACUCAGAUAUUCGUCAAAGAUGGGGUAACUUAUUGUAUAGGAAAAUGUAAAGAAAAAACUACUUGUGGGGAAGUCGAGGUUCCAGAGGAACACUUGGACGCUUGUAGGGUUUGUAAUUUGGCUGGGAAAGACUGUCAUGUUGUGCUUGGUUCCCAACAGGGUCCUGGUGUAAAAGAAGCCGAUUUUGUCUUCUAUAUCUCUGCAAUGAAAACUGAGAGAUGCACCAAGCCCCUCACUGUAGCCUACGCAGCCCACUGCCAGCAAGAAACAGCCCUGGACAGGCCCAUAGCUGGCCACGCUAACCUCUGUCCCGACAGCAUCAGCACCAAGCGCCAGGACCUGGAGAUUCUGCUGUCCACGGUGAAACACGAGAUCCUCCACGCCCUGGGCUUCUCCAUGAGCCUCUUCGCCUUCUACAGGGACGCAGAUGGGGUGCCUUACACCCCCAGGAACAACGACACUGGCAAGCCCUUCCUCAACGAGAAACUGCAGACCUACCAGUGGAGUGACAGGGUCAUCAAGAGCUUCGUCAGGAAGAACUGGCUGGUGAGGUCUGGGGUGAAGAAUAGAUCGGUGGAUAUGAUGGUUACACCGAACGUGGUCAGAGAGGUAAGGGAGUACUUCAACUGCUCCCGUUUAGAAGGCGCAGAGCUGGAGGAUCAAGGCGAGGACGGCACUGUGCUCACCCACUGGGAGAAGAGGGUGUUCGAGAACGAAGCGAUGACUGGUACCCACACCCAAAACCCCAUCAUUUCAAGGAUAACCUUGGCUCUUAUGGAAGACACUGGUUGGUACACGGCCAACUAUUCUAAAGCUGGGGAGAUGACUUGGGGAAAAGGUUUGGGGUGUGAUUUUGCAAUGAGAAGCUGCAAGGAGUGGAUAUCCAUGAAGGCUGACAGAGGAAUGUCCAUACAUCCCUUCUGCAACAAGGUGAAGCGUGAUCCUUUACAGACAGAGUGUACAGACGACCGAACGUCUGUAGCCCUCUGCAAUCUCAUCAGACACGACCAAAUUCUUCCCACCAUCUACCAGAACUUCGAUCAGAUCAAAUACGUGGAGUCUGGGGAGGAAGGCUAUUAUGGAGGUUCCGUAUCGCUGGCGGACUAUUGCCCCUACAUCCAGGAGUUCACCUGGAAGGCCAAGAACGUGGUGGUCAGGGGCUCUCACUGUCAGUACGUCGAGAACAACCCCAAGCCUGAGAAGAAUUUCGCCCUGGAAAGGUACGGAAAUCAAUCUCUGUGCUUCGAGCACUCUGGUCACAUGUGGGAGGAGAGAUCCUGCAAGCAGAUGAGGCAGUGGCAACACUGGGGAUCCGGCUGCUAUGGUUACAGAUGCGAGAACGGCAGACUGCACAUACUGGUAGGCAACUACACCUACACCUGCUACCACGCCAACCAAGAGAUACACAUCAAGAUCAUCAGCAACGAGUGGCUGCACAAAGGCGCUAUAGUUUGCCCCCCCUGUCGGGAGAUCUGCGCGGCUCAGUUUGCUGCCAGAGGGGAAUCCUGCAAGGUGGGGGACGAACCCCCUCCAGCCAACUUCUACCCAAGAGACGAGCUUGAGUGCUCGGCCACAAAAACGAGGUUUGAACUACUCGCGUUCUUUUUCUUCUUCCACGCGUUUAGAUGGGCUAGAUAGCCUGGAUAAAAUGGCCAGAUGGCGCUAGCGAUCGAAAAAUGAGUCUUGAUGAUGUUUCCGCUUGAAAUGCAGUUUCUUUGUGAGGAUUUCUCUUGAGAAUGAGGAAAAUGUAUAUAUGAGAGAGGAUAGUAUGGAGGUUACGUCUACUCAGUUUGUCGAAACUGAAAAAAAUUAAGUUAUUGCCAUAUAGUAUGUUUUCUUUAAUCUAAUCCUAUUUUUAGUUUUAUUAUUGCUAUAUAUUUUAUUUAUUAAUAUUUAUACUAACACCUUUCAGUUUACGAAGGAUUUUUUUAUACAACCCAAAUUUACAUAUAAUAUUUUUAGAAUGUCGUCGAGUAAAUUGAUUUUCACUAAUUCUGUGACAAAUCCGUUCAUUCUGCGAUACCUUGUAGAAUGAAAUCGUGCAUGAAUAUCUCAGUUCCACACAUAUUUCAUGGUUAUAUUUCAUUAUUAUAUGUUGGUACUCGGGACUCUUCUGUCACUGAUUUCUCUUUCAUCUGUCAAAAUUUGUGAUACAGAAAAUUGUUCUCCCAACCAAAAUUUUUCAAUGAAAAAAUCACUAACAAUUAUUUCCACAAAAAUUCAGUGAAUUAAAGGAAAUAAUGUAAAAUACUCGUACAGAAGAAAUUCUAACAUUCGUUCAUUCAAAAAUAAGCCACUUGUGGCUCGUUUUUGAACUUUGAACUCGUAGAAGAAUGCCUUCCGCACUUGUAUGUUGAAUAACUAUUUUAUAACACUUGUAUCAUAAUCCUUGUUGUUGAAGCGUGUAAAAUCUUGAUAUCAAAGCAGGUAGUGUUUUAAAGGUUGCUAGGUAACUUCAUUUGGAUCUGGUACACCUCGAUCCAUAAUACAUAUCAAAUUUUUCUGAAAUAAUUUGGAUUUGGAUUGACCAUUGUCGCUGUGCCCCAGUGCCAUUUCAGACAACAGAAAUUUUUUUCCAGUCACAGGACUAACCGACCUUAAUGAAUAUAUGAUGCAGGUAUAAGAAAUAAAAGUGUUCAAAAAACUUUCAACUGGUCGUUGAGAGUGCUUCAAAAAUUCUUUUAAACAAAAUUAUAUUAUAUUAUUUACGAAAAUCUCUGCUAGACGUAACCCCCUACGAAAAUUGACGAAAAGCAAUUUUUUUUGAGAUGUUGAAAAUCACAGAGCAAUUGAGGUUUCUCCCUUUUCCUUUUUUUGAUAAUUUAUUUCUUUCUCAAUACCCAGUGCCUUCACUCCUCCCAAUGUUAAAUAAUUGAUGUUCCAAUCAUCGAGAAAAUGGAAAAAAAAGAAAAACUUGUACAGCUAUGAUUUCAAGGAAUGACAAUCAAUAAAACAUUCCAAUCUAUCGAACUAUGCUUUAACUACCAUAAAUAUACAUUUCCAAAAUCUACUAAUGUUUGAACUUUACACCGGCUCUGUAAAAGUAAUAAACGACUAACAGCCAAUGAUUUAAAAA
Messenger RNA from Harmonia axyridis, 3679 nucleotides. It is a transcript of the gene Invadolysin, whose product is annotated as leishmanolysin-like peptidase. Lineage: Eukaryota; Metazoa; Arthropoda; Insecta; Coleoptera; Coccinellidae. The record is from RefSeq and is a predicted model, not a curated record. Gene Ontology annotation, biological process: cell adhesion; proteolysis. Bases 238 to 2241 code for a protein of 667 amino acids. The transcript has 6 exons. Gene Ontology annotation, cellular component: cytoplasm; membrane. Gene Ontology annotation, molecular function: metalloendopeptidase activity.